AGUCCGCAAGCGGUAUUUCUUUGAGAGGCCUCGUGAUAACAUCGUGAGCCCUCUUUGAGACGGUUUGGUGUCGCAAAUAGAGUCUGUUUUGAGAGUCAAGAGAAACAGGGGCGUUGGAGAAGUCUCAAGCUAUUUGUCUCAAAUGGUAUCUAUUGUGGUCUCACUUCUAUUGAACCUAAGCCGUCAAAGACAAUUGUUCAUCGUGAGGAGAUUUUAUGGCAAUUCUUACUCUGGAAGAUGUCGUGUGACGAGCACGACUGUAGUCACAGUUGAGUGCCAAGAUCUGGCAGAAAACAUGCAAGAUUUCCUGAAUUCUUGGUUCGGAAUAAACACCUCUUUUAGGUCAAACUCGCGCAAAACUCCUCAGAUGGACAGUUGGCACUUUUGUCUGGGACGUCUGGGUUUCCUGUAUUACUUUAAGCUCAUUCUGAGGACCCCUAAGGACUGACAGCACUUGUUCUUGUGUGAAUGACUAUAGUUCUUUCGCAGAUUCUUCAGGAGAGGAUACUGG
Molecule: messenger RNA, 511 nt
Organism: Fusarium redolens
Lineage: Eukaryota; Fungi; Ascomycota; Sordariomycetes; Hypocreales; Nectriaceae
Exons: 2
Coding region: 143-448 (101 amino acids)
Source: RefSeq, a predicted model, not a curated record